Molecule: messenger RNA, 1540 nt
Organism: Hevea brasiliensis (rubber tree)
Lineage: Eukaryota; Viridiplantae; Streptophyta; Magnoliopsida; Malpighiales; Euphorbiaceae
Product: alpha-amylase
Exons: 4
Coding region: 42-1316 (424 amino acids)
Biological process (GO): carbohydrate metabolic process
Molecular function (GO): alpha-amylase activity; calcium ion binding
Source: RefSeq, a predicted model, not a curated record
UUAUAGCAACCACAUCCAAGGCAAAACAUCAGAAAGAGAAUAUGAACUUUCUCGCUUCACUCUUCUUCCUAUCCUUCCUCCUUUCUGUCUUCCCUUCUUUCAUAUCGUCUGCAAUAUUAUUUCAGGGGUUCAAUUGGGAGUCAUGUAACAAGGCAGGAGGAUGGUACAACUCUCUGAAGGACUCCAUUCCUGAUCUGGCCAAUGCUGGAAUUACUCAUGUUUGGCUUCCUCCUCCCUCCCAAUCAGUUGCACCUCAAGGAUAUAUGCCAGGCAGACUCUAUGAUCUUAGUGCGUCGAAAUAUGGAUCCCAAGAUGAACUGAAAUCUCUAAUAGAGGCUUUCCAUCAGAAGGGAAUCAAGUGCCUGGCUGACAUUGUGAUAAACCACAGAACUGCUGAGAAGCAAGAUGGUAGAGGAAUAUAUUGCAUCUUUGAAGGUGGAACUCCUGAUGGCAAACUCGACUGGGGUCCUUCCUUCAUUUGCAGAGACGACACUGCCUAUUCUGAUGGUCAGGGAAAUCCUGACACUGGAGAGGACUUUGGAGGUGCCCCUGAUAUUGAUCAUGUCAAUCCCACAGUUCAGAAAGAAUUAUCAGAUUGGAUGAAUUGGCUAAAAACUGAAAUUGGAUUCGACGGAUGGCGAUUCGACUUUGUUAAAGGAUAUGCUCCUAGCUUUACCAAGAUUUAUAUGGAACAAACUUCACCAGAUUUCGCAGUCGGAGAAAAAUGGGAUUCUCUUGCUUAUGGUCAGGAUGGAAAGCCUGAUUCAAACCAGGACGGACACCGAGGUGCACUUAAAGAUUGGAUUGAAGCUGCUGGAGGGGUUGUGACAGCAUUUGAUUUCACAACAAAAGGGAUUCUUCAAGCUGCUGUGCAAGGAGAAUUGUGGAGGUUGAAAGACUCAAAUGGAAAGCCUCCAGGAUUGAUUGGACUAUCCCCACAAAAUGCAGUGACCUUCAUCGAUAAUCACGACACUGGAUCUACUCAACACCUUUGGCCAUUCCCAUCUGAUAAAGUCAUGCUGGGAUACGCUUACAUACUCACUCAUCCUGGAGUUCCUUCCAUAUUUUAUGAUCACUUCUUUGACUGGGGACUGAAGGAAGAGAUCAGUAAAUUGGCCACAAUAAGAAAGAACUACGGGAUUGAUUCAACAAGCUCUGUUAAUAUUUUGGCCUCUGAUUCUGAUCUCUACGUCGCGGCAAUUAACGACAAUAUCAUUAUGAAGAUUGGGCCGAAGACCGAUCUUGGAACCCUCAUUCCCUCAAAUUUCCAGGUUGUUUCCUCUGGAAAGGACUAUGCCGUGUGGGCUAAAAUGUGAGAAUAAAGAUGCUCAAUAUGCUAAGUCUUCGUAAAAUAAUUCAUUUCCAAAAAGUGGGCCCACGCUAUGCGCAGCCCAAGCUAAGAAUUCAAUGCUUGUCAAAAAUUCCAUUCGCAGACUUCAUGUCCUUUUCCUACUUAUGCAUUUAUGUUAUUAAGAGGACCUACCUCAUAUUAUUUGGUCUUAAUAAAAAAAAUCAAUAAUAUCCCAUUUAAUUUCACCCA